Molecule: messenger RNA, 1845 nt
Organism: Peronospora belbahrii
Lineage: Eukaryota; Oomycota; Peronosporomycetes; Peronosporales; Peronosporaceae
Source: the annotation of a GenBank genome assembly
AUGGAUAGAGCUCUAACUCCGACGACACCUACAGCCCAUGAGACUCUUACUUCUACGGUCAUGACCAAUCUUUCAUCUCUUCUACGUGCUUCAACUACUCACUGUCCACAUGUGAAUGAGUUAUCACGUGCUCUCUCGAUUGUCUCGCAAUGCUAUAACGUCCCUGUUCCAUCCAGUGGUGCAUCUGCUAUUCAGAAAGCUCUCACAGAUGUUUCGGAUCUCUUACAGCAUCAUCGACUGUAUACAGGUGAUAAUACCGUUCGAUUGUAUACACCCGAACAACGUAUAGUCAUUGAAAAUGGGCUACGUCUUUUCUGGAUGCACGUGACAACGUAUGAAUUACAUGCAGCCUUAAUUGAUUUAGUCCGUACGAUUGAUUUCAUCCCACGAUCUGUGGCCUUGUGGAAACAAUUAAAGAAACAAACUAUACGUGAAAUUCUUCAACGAGGACCAAUGCAAUGGAUACUUACACGUGCAGAGCAAAUUACAAUCGAUGAACGCAUUCAAAGCUUGGAAGAGACGUUGGAAGGACAUUUGAGAAAAAUUGGCAUGUUAAAGGAAUUGACAACAAGGUGUUCCAGUAGAUUUGAAGAGUAUGAACAAUUGGCGGAAAGAAUGAAAGAAGGCAUGACGUUAUUGGAACUUGUGUAUAGUACCGAUGGUAUUCGUCCACCUUAUAAAGGCCACGGAGCUUUGAAAUCGCAUGAGCCAUUAGGUUUUAUACCUUUUCACUUUGAUAGAAACAUUUUUGACGACGGCUGCAGUGGCGUGAUCACGAGUGGAGAUGUUGCAAACUCACUGCGUCGCGUCGAAAAGAACGUGGCAGUGUUUCGCAAGGCACAGACGCAAUUUUCGCGAUGCUUUCAGACGGCUAUUGCACCUUGUCGUCCUCCAUCGAAGAUCCGCCAACGAUGGCUUCAAGUGACAAGCGUCGUGAUUUGUCUUGCUGCUGGAAGUUUUUGGGUGAUAAAUAACCAAAAGGAGUUCAAGGCUGGAAUUGUUGCCAUGCGUAUGAUGCUGCAAGAGUUUCUGCAUGAACAUAUGAUUGAACCACUUCAAGCCAUCUUUGAAGAGGUGGUGCUGAACCAAAAGCCAGAGAUCCAAGAUGCGAUGGCGUUGCUGGACACAAAGCAGAGCUUGCGUCGCAUGCUAGCUGAUUUCGUAAAGGACACGAACCCUAAUGUAACACAAGCUGAUAUGAGUCGCAUCAUGGACGAAAUGGACAUGUCGGUGGUAUCACUGCAAUACGAGAAGCAACUGGCUGGUGCAGUUCGUAAUUUAAUCACGGGAGAUAUCGUCCGAAUGCUACUGAUCCAAGUUCAGUUCAUCAAGAAGGAGUUGAUGGUGGCUAUGGGCGCUAUUGAUGAGCUGAUGCAUGCAAACCAGUUAAACUUGCAGAUCCUAGCCACGAUCCCUACGUUCCUCGUUUUUGGCGGUUUGUACAAAUUGAUCACCUCAGCUUUCCGCAUGAUUUACAAGCGCAUGAGCGACCGACUUUACUAUGACUCAAGUGAGAUUGCUGGAUUUUUACGCAACAACUUGCGCGACAUCGAACGCCUCCUCAAUAAGCAGAACCGGGGUGGCGUCGUUGGUGAUGACGCAGUGCUGGGUGCUCGCGAGCUUGGCUUUCUCAUCUUAUUGCUGCACCAGCUACGUGACCUCUUCGAAGCCUACCGCACACUUUUUGAAGAAGAGGAGCAAGAGCGUUUUGAAGAGGACCUGGAUGAUCUCAUUGGGGAGGGCCUGCUGGUCUCGCAACAACUGGCCGUCAUUCAGCGCAUGUACCAUUCACACCCGUUCUUAUACAGCACCAAGCCGAGCAAGUCGCGCUGGUUUUUGGAUUAG